This is a messenger RNA of Rotaria socialis, 1203 nucleotides long. Lineage: Eukaryota; Metazoa; Rotifera; Eurotatoria; Philodinida; Philodinidae. The record is from the annotation of a GenBank genome assembly.
AUGUCUUUAAUAAGAUUAACAGGUUUACGAUCAUUUCAAACGAUAUUUAUUCGCACUGCUAAAACAACUGUACAAAGCGGUGGUAAAACAUCGAAAACAGAGAAAACUACUGAUGAAAAAUUUCUGAAUGAGGCGCCAACUGAAAAUGAAGAUCAAGAAGAUGAUACACCGGUAUCAACAGGCCGUGAACGAUCAUUAAAUCGUGUUCAAUUGAUCGGUCGAGUUGGAGCCGAUCCAAAAGUUGGUGGAACUGAACGACAUAAAGUAGUGACAUUUAAUUUAGCAACAAAUGAAUAUGCUGGAACAAAUACCGUCAAUGGAGAAAUUAAACAACGUGUUGAUUGGCAUCGUAUUGCAGUAUUUCAACCGCGUCUAUUAGAUAAUGCGGAAAAAUAUGUACGUCAAGGUGAUAGAAUCUAUGUUCAAGGUCGUCUUCAUCAUAAUAUGAUUAAAGAUAAAUUAACUGGUCAAGAUCGUUACGUGUCAAAAGAAACAACAACAAACAUACCAAUAGCUGAAACAGCUAAAAAUAUACCCGUAGAUCGAAUUGAUAGUCCGUAUAGAAUUAAUAUUGAAGAAAGUCGAUCAACACUAAAAGAUGGCGUUGAUAUUCGUGUUCAUACGCAAAUUCUUUGUCAACUACGUGUUUACUGGUUUGUAACUAUUCAAAAUUUCUAUUCCGAAUUGGACUCAUCAGAUUUUCGAUUAUCUCUAUUGGAAAAUCGAUUUUUAAAAAAUCAUUCUGCACAUGAAGAAAUAUUUAGUUUCGAAACUUGUGGUGAUUAUGUUCAGCGUGUAAAAUUUCCUGGUGCAGAAAAUUAUUUAAUACAAAAUAAUCAAACACGUCGAAAAUAUCCUCUAGUUAUUAUUGUUCAUAGUUUCGCCAGUGAUGAUAGACAAGAAUUUUUUCGAUUGCCAAUACAAGUAGCUGCAUUACAUGUAAAAUCAUCAACGCCAAAUGAUCCGCCAACUAAAUUCAUAAUGAAACUUUCGAAAUUAGCUAGCGGACAAUCACUUGUUUUACAAGAUAUAUUUAUCCCGGGUGCAGGGAUAUCUGAUGACGCAUGUGCUAUUUGUUUAACGGAACGAGCAAAUCAUGUUUUACUACCGUGUAAACAUGCUUGUAUAUGUCAAAAUUGUUUUUCUCUUAUUGACAAAUGUCCUAUAUGCCAGAGAUUUGUUUUAUCAUAUUUUAAAAUAUGA